AUGCGAGUUAUAGUUGGAGUACCUGUUUUAUACCAGCAGCAAUCAGAAGGUCCCAUAGGACAGCAUCUUAGAACUAUCUGCAAAGCACGAAGUCAUAUUGAUUAUGCAUGGGAUGAUUUGUACGGAAGCCGAAGGAUUGUUUUGCAAGUCUACGAGAACAAAAGCCAUGUUUACGAUCCAUCGGUGAAAGGCAUAGGACCACAACUUGUAUAUGAGAAUCACAUGUAUAUCCAACUAGCUGCCUCAUUUAAUAGUGCUUUAAUCUCAAAAAGAACGGAAGAGAACGAACUUGUUUUGGAAACAUUACAGAAAGGAAAAGUUAUUCUCAAUAAGCAGAAUAGGAUGGAUGCCAAGUAAGU
Strongylus vulgaris is the source of this 359-nucleotide messenger RNA. Lineage: Eukaryota; Metazoa; Nematoda; Chromadorea; Rhabditida; Strongylidae. The record is from the annotation of a GenBank genome assembly.